CCGAAAUUUUUAAAAAUACUUAUAUUUAUAUUUUUUCAUUCAAUUUGAUUUCUCGCUCUCCGUAAUAUGCCAAAUCCUCAUUCCUUCUCCCUCCGCUCAUCCAUUUUCUAAGUCUGCUUUUUCCAGGUUUAAGGUUCUGCUGUUUUCUCUACGAGAUAAACAGAGGAACAGAUGGGGCAAAAAUCGCUGAUCUACAGCUUCGUCGCUCGAGGCACGGUUAUUCUGGCUGAGUAUACCGAGUUCACCGGAAAUUUCACCAGUGUUGCUGCUCAAUGCCUCCAGAAACUCCCUUCUUCUAAUAACAAGUUCACCUAUAACUGCGAUGGUCAUACAUUCAAUUACCUUGUUGAAAAUGGCUUCACCUACUGUGUGGUUGCUGUCGACUCUGCUGGCAGGCAAAUUCCAAUUGCCUUUCUGGAGCGAGUUAAGGAAGACUUCAAGAAGAGAUAUGGUGGAGGAAAAGCUGCAACUGCUCAGGCCAAUGGCCUGAAGAGAGAAUUUGGGCCCAAACUGAAGGAGCACAUGCAGUACUGUAUGGAUCAUCCUGAAGAGAUCAGCAAGCUUGCAAAAGUAAAGGCUCAGGUGUCUGAAGUUAAGGGUGUGAUGAUGGAAAAUAUUGAGAAGGUUCUUGAUCGUGGUGAAAAGAUUGAGCUCCUGGUGGAUAAAACUGAGAACCUUCGCUCACAGGCACAAGAUUUCAGACAGCAGGGAACUAAGAUAAAAAGGAAGAUGUGGAUUGAAAAUAUGAAGAUGAAAUUGAUUGUUUUCGGUAUCGUCCUUGCCUUGAUUCUCAUCAUAGUGUUAUCCGUAUGUCAUGGCUUCAACUGUUAGUUUCUCUUGAAUUUCAUCUGAUGUUAACCUUGCCGCCAAGCUAACUGGAUUUUCCGUCUAAAUUGGUUCACCUUUCUUCUGAUGAUACGUCCUGCAGAUCUCUCUCUAUGGGGUCUUUUAGGUUUCACCUUCCCCCCCUUAUGUUAGCCUUUUAGGAUGUGAGAAGGUUUGUAUUUUGGAUUGGUUGUAUAGGUUAUAUGUUGAACUUCCCCUGGUAGAUAUUUUUCUUUGUUCUUAUUAUAUUUGUUCAAGUGUAAUGGAGGAUCACUUAAAUCCCUGCAGUUUAGAAAGUCCUCUUGAAAUGCUGUUAAUGUAUCUUUCUUUUUGAUCUAUAUUUUUCAAACUUUUCCUUA
This is a messenger RNA of Jatropha curcas, 1184 nucleotides long. RefSeq names its product vesicle-associated membrane protein 726 (gene VAMP726). The record is from RefSeq and is a predicted model, not a curated record. Lineage: Eukaryota; Viridiplantae; Streptophyta; Magnoliopsida; Malpighiales; Euphorbiaceae. Gene Ontology annotation, cellular component: membrane. Gene Ontology annotation, biological process: vesicle-mediated transport.